Molecule: messenger RNA, 4562 nt
Organism: Osmerus eperlanus (European smelt)
Lineage: Eukaryota; Metazoa; Chordata; Actinopteri; Osmeriformes; Osmeridae
Product: A disintegrin and metalloproteinase with thrombospondin motifs 19-like
Exons: 23
Coding region: 154-3555 (1133 amino acids)
Biological process (GO): extracellular matrix organization; proteolysis
Cellular component (GO): extracellular matrix
Molecular function (GO): metalloendopeptidase activity
Source: RefSeq, a predicted model, not a curated record
ACACUCAUGUGAGAGGACAGGAACGCAUUUACCGGGAGAUGGAUAACAAUGACAGACAGUCCAUAGACAAUACAGAAUUUAACUUCUGUGCAUCGACAGCAACUUUGUAACGACACUACUGUAGCUACGAGUUGGUUGAACAUUAUUGUGAAUAUGCAUCUGAAGUGCAUAUGCACUCUCUUCCAUCAAUUAUGCUUUGUCGGAGCGUUUGCAGUUGCAGAUCCGCAUCCAUUCCAGGAGUCUGAAAUCGUAUUCCCGGAGGUUUUUCCAGACACAACCCCAACGGCUCCCGAUAAACCAAAUAGCGCCGGGAGCAGUUCUCGGGAGGUCCGUUCCAUUUCAAACUGGGACGAAUACGAGUCUCCAGUGCUGUACCAUUUGGAACCUCCGAGACCGCAAACACGACUGAAACUAAAAAUUCCAGCUUUUGGCAGAGACUUGCAUAUCAUAGUGAAGAGAGACACCCGGUUUCUGUCCCAGAAAUUCAUGGUGGAGAGGAGACAGAAAGCACGAAAGGCAUCUCCAAGCAACGGGCCAGGUUCGACCGCUGCCAACUCAGAGAAAGCGUGCUUUUACAGCGGGACUGUUCUCAAUUACAAAGGAUCUGUCGCCUCAUUCAGCACCUGCGCAGGACUGAUGGGUUUCAUUCAGAUCAAUAAUGAUUUCCUCUACAUCGAGCCUGUGAACCAGACAUUGGCUGUCACAGGACAGGCUCAUCGCGUGUACCGGAGGAAACGCUCAACAGAAGAGAGGACAUACAAACAGACAGACAACACCACAGAGAAACAAACAACUGGCCACUACUGCGGAGUCAUUCCUGAAAAACUGAGAAAUAAGACCAAGAGACCCACUGAAGGGGGGAGAGGGAAGAGGUACUCGUACAAGCUACUUCAAGAGUACAACAUUGAGACACUGGUAGUGGUUGACCCAGCAAUGGUCAGCUAUCACGGCACUGAGGCAGCUAAACGUUUCAUCCUCACUAUCAUGAACAUGGUUUUCAACUUAUUUCAGCACAAGAGCUUGGGCAUUCAGAUGAAUAUCAGACUGACUAAACUAGUGCUGCUUCAUGAUACCCCCACAGACAUGUAUAUUGGGCACCAUGGGGAGAAGAUGCUGGAGAGCUUCUGCCGCUGGCAGCAGGAGGAGUACGGAAGGAAGAGCGUCCUUUCUGACUUCAGUACCCGGUGGAGAGAGGACCUUCCCUCCGUGGACACUGCCAUUCUCAUCACACGGAAAGAUUUCUGCGUGCAUAAGGAUGAACCAUGUGACACUGUAGGUAUUGCCUACCUAAGUGGUAUGUGCAGUGAGAAAAGGAAGUGCAUUCUGGCUGAAGACAAUGGGCUCAACCUUGCCUUUACUAUUGCCCAUGAGAUGGGUCACAAUAUGGGCGUUAGCCAUGACAAUGACCACCAGUCAUGUGCAGAUGGUCUUCACAUCAUGUCGGGUGAGUGGGUCAAAGGGCAAAAUCUGGGUGACGUGUCCUGGUCCAGCUGUAGCCGUGGAGACAUGGAGAAGUUCUUGAGGUCCAAAUCCAGCAGCUGUCUCCUUCAGACUGACCCUCUGAGCCUGAAUUCAGCGAUUCUGCCCUCCAAGCUCCCAGGGAUGACCUACACUGCAGACGAACAGUGUCAGAUCCUGUUUGGCCCCAGUGCAUCACACUGCAAGAACAUGCAGUAUGUGAUGUGCUCUGGCCUAUGGUGUCUCGUGGAUGGAGAGAAAGACUGUAAGACCAAGCUGGAUCCCCCUAUGGAUGGUACAGCGUGUGACACUGGCAAGUGGUGUCGUGCUGGGGAUUGUGUGAGCCGGGGGCCACCGACGGAGCCCACAAUGGGAGAGUGGAGCCCCUGGGGCUCCUGGAGAGCUUGCAGUCGAACUUGCAGCACCGGGGUCAGCGGCAGGCAACGCAAGUGUGAGAGCCAAAGGUUGAGCUGGAAGAGCCGGGACUGCAUUGGCCUCAAGAUGCAGUACAGGCUGUGUGAGAACAUGCCCUGCCCUUCCGGCAUCCCCAGCUUCAGAGACCAGCAGUGCCAGACUUUCAACCGCCCCUCCCUCCACUGGCACGCAGUCAUGGACGACGAGAGGCCAUGCACACUGUUCUGCUCCUCCUCUGGGAAGGAACAACCCCACCUCCUGUCUGAAAAGGUCCUUGAUGGGACUUCCUGUGGUCCACAGGAAGCAGGUCUCUGUGCCAACGGGACUUGUCAGAAAGUGGGCUGUGAUGGGAUCCUUGGCUCCAUGGCCAGAGAAGAUCACUGUGGAGUAUGUAACGGCAACGAAAAGUCCUGUAAGGUUGUCAAGGGAGAUUUCAACCAGACGGGAGGUGCAGGCUAUGUGGAAGCAGUGGUUAUUCCUAAAGGGGCCAGGAGAAUAAGAGUGGUGGAGCAAAUACCCGCUCAGAGUUAUCUGGCUCUCAAAGACACGAGCAAGCAUUCCAUCAACAGCAACUGGAAGAUAGACCACCCAGGUUCUUUCAACAUGGCAGGCACAACAGUCCACUAUGUCAGGAGGGGACUCUGGGAGAAAAUGUCUGCCAAGGGUCCCACCACAUCUCCUCUGCAUCUUAUGGUGCUGCUGUUCAAUGAGCAGAACCAUUGCAUCCACUAUGAGUACACCAUCCCUACAGAGGCCAGCCCAGAGUUCCAGGGAGGACUGGGAGCAGGCCCCAAGCCAUCUGAGCCUCUCUUCAUGUGGACCCACUCUGGGUGGGAGGACUGCGAUGCUGUGUGUGGAGGAGGAGAAAGAAAGACUAUUGUCACCUGUAGCAAAAUUGUCAACAAAACUACAAGCGUGGACAACAGAAAAUGCCGGCACCUCACCAAACCUGAGCCUCAAGUUCGCAAGUGUAACGAGCAGCCCUGUCAGAUGAGGUGGAUGAUGACAGAGUGGACUUCCUGCUCUCGUACCUGCGGUAAGGGCUCUCAGAAUAGACAAGUGGCCUGCACCCUCCAGUUAUGCAAUGGGACUCGUGUCAAGGCCAAGGACAAGGACUGCGUCGGGCCCAAACCUGCCCAUAUGCAACGCUGUGAAGGACAGGACUGUCUCACUGUGUGGGAAGCUGGGGUCUGGUCUGAGUGUUCCGUCAAGUGCGGUCGAGGGGCACGUCACAGGCUCGUUAAGUGCACCAACCCACGCAAGAAGUGUGAUCUGACAACCCUGCCCCGUGAGGUGGAGGAAUGUGAGGACUACUCCAAGUGCUACAUCUGGAGGACAGGAGACUGGGCCAAGUGCUCUGUGACUUGUGGCAAAGGCAUGCAGUCCCGGGUGAUCCAGUGCAUGCACAAGAUCACCGGGCGUCACGGCAACGAGUGUUUCUCCUCGGAAAAGCCGGCAGCAUACCGACCAUGUCAGCAGCAGGCAUGCAACGAGAGGAACAACGUCAAUACCAUCACUUCACCGCGCUUGGCUGCCCUUACUUUCAAAUGUUUACGGGACCAGUGGCCAGUGUACUGCAAAGUCAUCCGUGAGAAGAACCUGUGCCAGGACAUGCGCUGGUACCAACGCUGCUGUGAAACCUGCCGGGACUUUUAUGCACAGAAGAUGCAGCAAAAAAGUUGACAUUCUCUUCCUCCCCUCUUCUAGGGAGCAUACUGUUCAUGAUUCCUUUUAAUGUCAAUGAACACGUGCACUUAUUCCAACACACAGAACAGUCUGAACAAGUCUCACCAAACCAACACCACGCUAUUGGCAUUGUACAUUUUUUAUUAUUAUAUUAUGCUCUAGGUCCUUUGAUCAUACAGAAACAACCAGCUAUGUUUCACUUAUAAGUGUGCAAUUGUUGACUAGCCUUCAUCCGAUAUUUGUUGUGCUUGUACAAGUCUACCAAGUCAAAAGUUCUAAUAUUCUUCAGUUAUUUUUUUUUUAUGGUAAUGGUGCUAAUUGUUUUUAUACUUUUCUACAAUUUUCUAUAAUGCUGUACUUAUUUCCACAGUCGUUAUUUCUUUGGCCUACACGUUGCAAGUAAAGUCUAAUUACACCCUUAAAUUCAGAUAUUAAAAGUUUGGAGCAAUUCAAAGGUGGUUGGUUAAAUUUAGCAAACAAAUUAUCAAGGGAAAUAAUCCCCAGUUGGAUGUCAAAUAAUUACGCUAUUCAAACUCAUGAACACAAUAUGGCCAAAUAUUCUGAUCUAACAUUUUUUACAAUCCUAGAUGCUCCAUCAGUGCAAGAGGACAAUCUGCUGUACAUCGUUCUUCACAAAUUAACUAUUUUAACAGUUUUGAAAGUGCUAUUCCACACUCCUCUACUUGAAUAUAGAUAUGAAACACUGUACAUGUUUACACUGAAGUACUGCUGCACUGGCAUGGGUUCCAAUGAACCUUCAGUUUGGACAUCACAUGUUGCAAAAUUACUGCUUGGUUUAUGUCUUCUGUUAUUGGCUGAGAAGAAGUUGUGGAUGAGUGUAUCUGAGUGAUAUGGAAUGAUUAUAGGAUUUUUUUGAGAGACAAAGCAACUUUAAACUGAAGUUCCUCCUAUGUAUGUAGCAUAUUUUCUUCCCCUUCAUGCAGUUGUCUUGGAGAAUAAACUUGUAUAUAUUUCUAUCAAAAAAUAAAGAUGAAUUCACCUUG